This is a messenger RNA of Enterobius vermicularis (human pinworm), 1788 nucleotides long. NCBI's taxonomy places the organism in Eukaryota, Metazoa, Nematoda, Chromadorea, Rhabditida, Oxyuridae. The record is from the annotation of a GenBank genome assembly.
AUGCGUUCACCUCAGCUGAUUUCUCCUACUCAGGCUCAGAUGGUUCCAUCUGGAGUAAAUCAAAGUGCACCACCAACGAUCGUCGGGCCUGUUGGAACUAAUGGACCGCCAUUGCAACGUAUGGAUUUGCAAGCAGGUACUGGAACAUUACCUUCCCAGCAACAUAUGCGAAUGGUAUCUUCACCAUACUUUGGCCAUGAACCAAAUAUCGCUCCUAACGUGCAGCAAGACAUGUGUCUGGUUGGAUGUUAUUUUGUUGUGUUGGAAAAUGAGCGGUUUUUGGUGGACCAGUUGGAUCAGAAAGAGUUAACGGCAGUUGUACGUAUGCACGGUGGUGAGAUUGAGUACGGUCCACGGGCUUUGAGCACUGUUGGAGCCGAUCGCAUAACCCAUGUAAUAUGCGAAACGACUUCAAACCCGCAAGUACAAGCUGUCAUUGAGGAACAGAAAAGAUGUGUUACCUUGCAGUGGCUGAAUGACAUUCUUGCUAAAAAGCGUCUUGAGCCACCGUGGCGUGUAGCGCACUUACCUACCUGUUAUUCAGAAAAGCGACCAGCAUUAAACAAGAUAAUUGCAAUUAAUGGCUUUGAUGAAACUGAGCGAAGUGCUGUACGAAUGAUGAUUACAGCAAUUGGAGCACGUUUCACGCCUUAUCUCACUAAGCACAACCACUUUCUGGUUACCAAAGGGUGCGACGGGGAAAGGUUGGAUAAGAGUCGGGAAUUGAAAGUUCCUGUUGUCAGCUAUCUGUGGUUAAUAGAGUUGUACAUUGGCAAGAAGACAAGUAUACAGGAUAGCGACAACGAAAAAUAUUACCCAACACCAGGAGUUCUGCACGAAGUCAAUAUAUCCCCGUACAAUUUGGAACUUUACUCUGCGGAGUUUAAGCGGAUUUCUGUUACAGAAGCUUGGAGACGACCGGUAGUUUUUACUAAUGAACAGUGGCAACAUGCAUUAGAACUUAAGCGAAGUGUGGAAAAUGAUGAAAAGAUUUUCUCAAAUAAAAAGCUUAGGUUGUCAACACCUCCUCCAACGAUUGAACAGAUCGAGCAGCAAAGGGCGCAUUUUGAGAAGAAAAAAGGAAUCCCAGUUGUUUGUUUCAGUGGCUUUACGCAAGAGGAGGAAGAUGCGUUAUCGAGAAAAAUUAGUUUUUUGGGUGCAUCAGUGACAAAAAAUGUCGAAGACUGUACUCAUCUUGUGGUAUUGAAUUUAUGGCGCACUAUGAAAUUACUGGAAGGUAUUGCAUUAGGGAAAAAUAUUGUCAGUCCUGAUUGGAUUACUGAUGGUUACCGGAAUGGCUUAAUACCAGAUACGAUCGAUUAUUUUGUGCGUAAUGACGACAGUGAGAAAGCAUAUGGUUACGAUUUAAAGUACAGUGUUUUGAAAGCGCGGUAUCGUCGAGUUUUUCAGGAUGUAUUGUUUUAUUUAACACCGAGUGUGGAGCCAUCUUUUGAUGAAUUAAGGUCGUUGAUUAUGCUCGCCGGUGGUGAGGUUUUACAGGACAAGCCACCUCCUCGUUUUGUUGUUGAAUGUAUUCAGAAAGAAAUACCGUUGUUGUUGAUUAGUAAUGAAAGCGACGUUCAUUUGUUGCAAUAUCUAACCGACUGUGGGAUGCCCGUUUUUAACGUUGAGUUGAUUUUGACGGGAAUUUUGCGGCAAAAGUUAGAAAAUUCGCCUGCUUACCGAGUUACUCCUGUUAGGAGUCCACCGCCACCUCAAAUGACUCCAUCUCCAAAUGCGUCAUCUAUUAGAAAUCAGCAGAGUACUGUGCAAAGGGUAGCAUCAUAA